This is a messenger RNA of Armigeres subalbatus, 4136 nucleotides long. RefSeq names its product vacuolar protein sorting-associated protein 54-like. NCBI's taxonomy places the organism in Eukaryota, Metazoa, Arthropoda, Insecta, Diptera, Culicidae. Gene Ontology annotation, cellular component: GARP complex. The record is from RefSeq and is a predicted model, not a curated record. Gene Ontology annotation, molecular function: syntaxin binding. Gene Ontology annotation, biological process: retrograde transport, endosome to Golgi; Golgi to vacuole transport.
UUUCGGAUCGUGUCGCAGUCGUGUCGUUCUGUCGUCGUCAGGUGCAUUUUCUGGAAUCGUUAUCGGAUGAUUUUGCAAGGGUGCAUGUACUUUUGAUCCAUUAUCGGCGGAUUGUGCGUUCCGAUUUCAUCGAUUCUGUCGCGCGGAAAGUGCUGCUACGUGUGCAGUUUCCAGUGAGUUAGGUGAAACCCACCGUCCCAUCAUGUGGCAAUGGCCAAAUUCAGCGGAACAUUUGAUUUGAAGGAGCCACCCCCAUGGCAAAACUGCUGCUACUGUAGUGGUUCGGGUAAUAAUUCUUCAUCCGUAGCUGCUUCCACCUUCGUCCCGGCGUCAUCCAAUCCCCGUCAACCGCAGCAGCAGCAGCAGCUCCAGAUACAACAAAGCCAACAAUUGCUCACUUUCAAAACACCAGCGGAUUUCGUUAGGCACCUUCGUCAGCACCACUGCACAGUGGAGGGUGGAUCCUUUGUUUGUCGUUAUGGCUACAACGAUGUCUGCUCGUCGCUUCCACUGGACGGAGUCAGCGAUAGGGAUUACGAAAUGCAUGUCAAUCGAUGCCACGUAAACCAACAGCAGAAGGAAUCCCAUAUAAAGUGGUCGGUGUUCUCGGCGGCCCAAAACUUGCCCGCCGUACUGAACGAUCCCAGCCGGAGCAAGCAGACACACUUCUUCACCAAAAAAUGGGGCGAUGCCUUCGUGGAACACCAAUCGAUCGGCACAUCACCGCAACUGCCUGACAUCAAGUGGGACCACUUCGAUUACUAUCUGAAACGGAUUGGCAAGCGUUACCGCGUUCACACUCGAAUAGCAAAAACUGCAUUACCUAGUAGUUCUAGUCAAGAUCAGCAGCCGGCCGUGAGCGAUCGUCUUCCGAACGGUGCCACCGCCAACCUGAAAGACAUUCCCGAGGUGUUUCUGAAGCACAAUUUGGAACUGCACAGCCCGGCUUCGUUUGCGGCGGUCUUCCCCGGCAUCGGGAACGAUGGCGAACAGGCCAAGCAAUCGAGUAGGUUACUCCAGGAAAAGCUUAGCCAUUAUUUGGACAUCGUGGAAGUGCUGAUAGCAAAACAGGUUGCCGAAAAGUCGUCUGCAUUCUUCCAUGCAAUGACCUCGCAGGACGCCAUCAUGGAACAGAUGCGAGAGGCCACAGCUCAUGUGUCGAGACUUCGCUCCCGGCUAAAACUGAUCGACGAUACAAUCAUCCGCGAGUCACUGCAAAUCAUCAGCCUGGAGCGGGUUCGUUCCAACAAUAACAUCGUCCUGGAACGGUUGAAGCUGAUGUCCACGGUACAUCAGACCCAGCCGAUGAUUCAGUUGCUUCUGAGCACUCAGGACUACGUCGCGGCGCUGGAUUUGAUCAGUACGACUCAGGAAAUUCUGAGCCAGGAACUGGUCGGGAUUCAUUGCUUCCGUCAUCUGCCGUCGCAGUUGACGGAGAUGGAGCGACUGAUUGAUAAAAUGUUGACCACGGAUUUCGAGCGGUAUUCGACAUCGGAUUUGAAUCGCCCUUUCGCCGGAGAUAGUCAAGCGGCUGAGAAAGUUUUGGAUGAAGAUAAGUUAAUUUGUAUCAUAUCGGGGCUGCUGAGAAAGCGGAAUUUAGAUUUCAUAGAUACUUAUAAGCAGGAAGCGAUUACAACGGUUCGGGCGAUAGUGAAGCAAAUGGUGAUUGAGGUGAUCGCCUCCGGGGAUGCGGAAAUUUGUCUAACCGGAGCAGGAGAGGAAGCGCAGAGUUUAUCUCUGUCCGAAUGGAUCGUACUGUUGGAAACUGCAACUGUCACAUUGUUAAAGUUGCUGAAACGGGUUCGAUCUGUGCAUGAUGUGAUGCAGCAGACAGCCGAUGCAAGCGCCGGAAAAAUUACUGACGAUGUAAGCUUUAUAGAUACGGAAGCAUUCCUAAGCGUGGAAGACUACGAAGUGGCAAAAUCGAAAUUAGCUAACUUAUUGCAAAGUGUUUGUAAUUAUUGUCAUGAACGAUGCGCCAAUUUGGUGUCAAACCAAAGUUUGGAGAAGAGUUCUGUUAGUGCGGAUCAAAUAGCAAAGCUAACUGAAAUUGUUGAUCAGUUCAGUGAUGGUUGUGAAACAGUUUGUGGGAUUCAGAGCGUUUCACUGAAGAUGGCAUUAAGAGCACAAGGUUCGAGAUAUGCUCAAAAGUUUCACUCUGAGAGGAAAGCGAAAAUGGCCUUACUGCUGGACAGCGAGCGAUGGAAGCAAGCUGAAGUCCCCGCUGAAUUUCAGAAAAUGGUGGAAAGCAUUUCAAAAGGGAUUUUCUUAUGGAAUAAAAACACUGAAUUGAAUGGAAGUUCAAUUUCAUCAACACCGCCGCAGGCAGUUCUGAUGGUAGAAGGACAACCGUUUGCAUUGGUUGGAGCAGCUCUGCUUCUAGUGCAAAUCGUUAGCGAAUAUUGCCGUUGCGCUUCUCAACUGCCCGUCAUCGCAUCGCAACUGGCUCGAAAUGUGAUCGAUCUUUUGAACUUUAAUUCUCGCUCAUGUCAGUUGGUUCUUGGUGCCGGUGCUUUACACGUGGCCGGUCUUAAGACAAUUACCAGCGGUAACCUCGCCCUUGUUUCCCGCGCUCUUCAACUAGUCCUGUGGCUACUGCCACACGUUAAACGCCACUUCCAAUCCUUAGAACCAAAUGGAACCUCAACAGGCUCAACGACGAUCCUCACCGGGUACGAUUCAAUCGAGAAAGAUUUCGCUUCCCACAUAAAGGAGAUAGAAAACAAAGUGCUGGCAAUUGUUUGCGAUCUUGUGACCAGCCAGCUUGCCAACUGGGACGCGCGCCCGCCUGUCCCGUCGCAACCAUUCCGAAAUAUCAGCAGGCAGUUCGUCAAGUUGCACGAAGCGAUCGCACCGAUAUUACCCCAGAAGCAGGUAGCUACCAUCUACCGAGUGGUACACAAGAAUUUCAAGGACAAACUUCGGGAGCAGCUGCUGCGGAACAACAUCACAAACAACGGGGGGCCUCAGCAUGGGACCGUCGUGUCGGAGUUGACGUUUUACAUGGAAACGCUGAGAACUUUGAAGGCGAUGCCGGCGGAGGAGCUGCGAGACGAAACGCUGGACGAUAUUUGGUUGAAGUAGAUGCGUGUGGUGAUUUUAUAAGUGGAUGAAGUUUAGUGUUUUCGGCAAUUCGGCGGGUUCUUGUUUUUAUUUUUGUGUAUUGUAUUAGGUUCCAUAUUUGUAUACUAAUAUUCGUACCAAUCUGCUUCUGUUUGUGAUAAAAAAGUUUUUAUUAUUUAAUUGUUUUUCAUAAUUACCGGGAUUGUAAAAUUGUUACAUUUUAUUUAACGAUCGCUUUCCAACGAUUAUUUUGACAAUCUGAUAUAGAAUGGUGGUAUGUACUAUGAUUUAAAUUGAAUGGUAUAUGAAUUUCUAUUGCAAUGAAGGUGGCAGUACAAGUUGCGGAGUUUAUCAAGCACAACCUCUGCACCAAAAACAAUAGGUAAAUGAAAGACUGCACAAACCCCAAUACAAAUACAUGUUCCUUUAAUUUCCCAUGAUGCAAAGAGCAAUCAACAAUUCCUAGUCUUGAUUGCACCGUUAAAAACGAAUGGCAUGAACGGAAGUAGGAACCGUUCUUUACAUAUUAGAAGUAGAUCAGGUAUUUUUUUGCGACAUUCUGAAAUGAUUGCCACAGUCACACAAAUAGGGUUACAGCAGAAAUAUUCGGUUGCGUUCUAAUUUCCGCUGUUAUAACUUAUCCGUAUGAAAGCGCGAUCUCAGAAGAGACGCUCUACUAUAAUGGAUUUAUACCAACUCGUUUAAAUGAAAGUAUGUUAAAUGAAAGGCUCCGCAACUCUAAUGAAAAUGCCUAUUAGUAAUCAUCCAUCAUCCUGCAAUAGUAGGAAUGAUGUGGUCAGGCUACUGUCUGAUGGGUGAUGCAUCAGUUUGAUAUAAAAUUCUCGAUAAAAAUUGAACAAAUUGUUGAGAUCCCAGUAAAAAAAAUAGGGGUGUAGUUUUUAGUUUUCAAUGAGCGUUUUCAGAGCGAUAAACGUUAAAAAAAUUAAUUUUCCAUUCUAACUUUUUUCUAUUAUUAGAUUGUACGAACAUUGUUGAACGCGUCUAAUUUUGUUUUGUUUUAGAUUUUUAUUUCAUCCACUGAAUUAAAAUAAUAAGAUCGCUUAGCACCAUCA